AUGGACUGUUCAUUAUACGUGAAAUAUGUCCCACUCUCUUUGUCGAUUUUGGCGGCAAUAUUGGUGGGGUCGUCGUUGUUCAACGAGUGGACCACAAACACAUAUGACGUGGCGGAUUCAUUACGCAUCCGCCACGUCGGUGGGUUGACUUAUUACGGGAUUCAGAAUGAUAUGGGAACAUACACGAUGGAGACUUUUAUUCGAUAUGUCGGGUCAUCGGUGUACUUCCAAGAAACGGCGGACAAGAAUUACAACUAUGCGUCUGCAAGUCUUCAAUGCAUUUGUGGCUUUGUGUGCAUUCAAUUUAUCUAUCUCUUAGGAACUAUCGGAUACACUUUCUUGGACAUCAGACAGAAAGCUUUUGUCUUAAAACAAGCCGACAAAAUGUUCAAAUUCUCCCUUUACGUCUACAUCGCGUUCUUCGCCGUUUCGUUCUUCUUUUACAUUGCAACGUUCAUCGGAAUCGGCGCUGCUGCGAGUGCUGGAUUCGAAGACGAGGCAAAACAAAGUAAAUUCUCACGAGGAGUCGGGUCGGGAUUCCUUUUACAUCUCUUCGGCUCUAUGUUCCAGACCAUUGCAAUGGCGUCCGCUGUCGUCUUGUCGUUCUUCUUCAAGCCAAAAGAUGAGUCAGAGUACGCCUCCUUCGUUUAA
Molecule: messenger RNA, 651 nt
Organism: Entamoeba invadens IP1
Lineage: Eukaryota; Evosea; Mastigamoebida; Endamoebidae
Exons: 1
Coding region: 1-651 (216 amino acids)
Source: RefSeq, a predicted model, not a curated record